Sorghum bicolor (sorghum) is the source of this 1999-nucleotide messenger RNA. Its product is annotated as probable solanesyl-diphosphate synthase 3, chloroplastic. The record is from RefSeq and is a predicted model, not a curated record. Gene Ontology annotation, molecular function: prenyltransferase activity. Gene Ontology annotation, cellular component: chloroplast. The transcript has 6 exons. Gene Ontology annotation, biological process: plastoquinone biosynthetic process; isoprenoid biosynthetic process. NCBI's taxonomy places the organism in Eukaryota, Viridiplantae, Streptophyta, Magnoliopsida, Poales, Poaceae. Bases 47 to 1516 code for a protein of 489 amino acids.
AAGCAGCGUUUGCACCGACGUGGCCGAAUCCACGGUGCCAUGGGCCAUGGGCGGCGAUAAGGCGCGAGCGGACGAUAGAAAGCCGCGGCCGCCAACUCGCCCACGCAGCAAGGCACGGGCCACUCCCGCCUUCGCCACCCGCCUGGCGCCUGCCUGUGGUCGCCUGCCGCGUCGCGUGUCACCGGCUCACCGCACUCACAAAAACUGCAAGACGCCUGGGCCGCGCACGCUGCCACCACCGCCACCCGACCCGAGGAGCAUGAGCAUGGCGGCGCCGUCGUCCUCCCUCGCCUCUUCCUGCCACAUCUCCCGCCGCGCCACCGCCACCGCCACGGCCGCGGCCCAGUCGCACUCGCCUCCGCUGCCGCAGCAGCUCCGCCUCGGGUGCUUCCAGCGCGGCGCGCGCGCGCAGAGCGCCUGCAGGGCGGCAUCGAGGAGGCGCACGCCAGGUGUUUGCUUCGUGGUCUCACCAAGCCAGCCAGGUCUUGCUGCGAUCGACGUACCGGCGGCGCCUAAUGCGACGACCGUCCCCGACCGUACUUCGGUGUCCUCGCUUUUGGAGGUUGUUUCGGACGACUUGCUGAAACUAAACAACAAUCUAAAAUCGCUUGUUGGUGCAGAAAAUCCUGUUCUGGUUUCUGCGGCUGAACAAAUUUUUGGUGCCGGUGGAAAGAGAUUAAGACCAGCAUUAGUUUUUCUGGUGUCUAGAGCAACUGCUGAGUUAGCUGGUUUGUCGGAGCUAAGUACAGAACACCAACGAUUGGCAGAGAUUAUAGAGAUGAUUCACACCGCAAGUUUAAUACAUGAUGAUGUCAUAGAUGAUAGUGGGAUGCGAAGAGGAAAGGAAACUAUUCAUCAGCUAUAUGGUACACGGGUGGCUGUACUUGCUGGUGAUUUUAUGUUUGCACAAUCUUCUUGGUUUCUUGCAAACCUAGAAAACAUUGAAGUUAUAAAGCUGAUCAGUCAGGUCAUCAAGGACUUCGCAAGUGGUGAGAUAAAACAAGCAUCCACUCUUUUUGACUGUGACAUCACUCUUGAUGAUUACCUUCUCAAGAGCUACUACAAAACUGCAUCUCUGAUCGCAGCAAGCACAAGGUCAGCCGCCAUAUUCAGUGGCGUCAGCACCAGUAUUUGUGAACAAAUGUAUGAAUAUGGCAGGAAUCUUGGGCUGUCCUUCCAGGUAGUUGAUGACAUCCUGGACUUUACCCAAUCAGCUGAGCAACUUGGCAAACCAGCAGGAAGUGACCUGGCGAAGGGAAACCUGACAGCUCCAGUCAUCUUUGCUUUGCAAGAUGAACCAGAGCUAAGAGAGAUCAUCGAUUCCGAGUUCAGUGAGACUGAUUCAUUAGCUGCUGCGAUAGAGCUUGUUCACAGGAGCGGUGGAAUAAGGAGGGCACAUGAACUUGCGAGAGAGAAGGGUGACAUGGCUAUCCAAAACCUGCAGUGCCUUCCGAGAAGUGAUUUCAGAAGUACCCUUGAGAGUAUGGUAAAAUAUAACCUUGAAAGGAUUGAAUAGAUGGAUUCAGUUGAUUCCUGUACCAGUCCACUAGAUACAGGCCUCCAGUAUGGUAUUGGUGUAACUCCAAAACCCAUCUUUUCAGCCCCUUCUCGGAAGAUACGGUUUCAAAGAAAGUACUAGGAGAAAUUGAUCUAUUUCAUACUAUUCUGGGGAACUCCUGUGAAGCAGGCCAGAGUUAUCUUGUUGAUUAUAUGAGAUGAUUUAUGCAGGAUCAUCAGAAAGCAAGGACCUAGCUGCAUACUCUUACGCGUUGAGCCUGCAUCUGAGUAUUCUACUUUUGCAGCUCUUGUAAAUAUAAGGAGCUUACUGUAUCCUAGCAUUCUUUUAUUUUUGCUAUCUGCGCAACAAAUUAAGUGCUAUACUUGUAUGGGAACCUAACAGGCUGACACUCGCAUAAUAGCUGUGUACUCUAGAUCACUGGGGUGUAUUUUUCUAUAAACAUGUUGGCUGAUGAGUAAUUGGAACAUACUUCGACAUAAA